GCCUUCAUCUCUGCGCUUGGCCAUCAUCUCUGCACUUGGCCUUCAUCUCUGCGCUUGGCCUUCCCUCUCCAACCCGACCGAUAUCCUGUGUCCCCCUCCCAUGGCUGGAUCAAGCGGGUCAUUCAAGACGCCGUCAGGCACGGCCUCGGGCACUCUCGGCGCAUAUCGCUCGCAGUUGGCCGGCAUGGAUGCAUACUCGCGACACAAGAAGCUGAUGUCGGACUACCUACUGUUUUACGGCGAUCGCGGAGCCAAAGUGCUGAAUGAAGCCAAGGCGAUGCAGUCCCGGGGAAUCACCGAGCUCGAUGUGCUGAAAGCCCACCACCGGUUCCUCCGAUCCGAGAAUGACGAUGCAGAGGGCACUUGGGAGUCCAGAGUCGCCAAGAAAUACUACGACAAGCUCUUCAAGGAGUAUUGCAUCGCCAACCUGACCAAGUACAAGGAAGGUCGUAUAGCCAUGCGAUGGCGGACGGAGAAGGAAGUCGUCGUCGGCAAGGGACAAUUUGUCUGCGGCAACAUGCACUGCAACGAGCAGACAGAUCUGCGCUCGUGGGAGGUCAACUUUGGCUACAUCGAGACCGGCGAGAAGAAGAAUGCUCUGGUCAAGCUGCGACUCUGCCUUCCGUGCUCGUAUCGCUUGAACUACCGAAAAAUCAAAGCCCGCAAGGCCGAGGAACGGGAGCAGAGGAAGCGGCGGAGAAGAGAACGCAGGACUCGGCGCAAGCGGAUCAAACAGGACCAGUCGUCUGAUGAGCCGGGCGAAGCACUGUCGAAUGGGCCAGACAGCAGCCGGCCGGAGCAGCGCAACGAAGAGUCCCAUAGCCGCAUUAGAAGCCAGGCAAGCAACCUGUCCCCUUCGGCCAACGACCACAGUGCUUCUGAUGACGAUGAGAAUGAAGAUGAGGGCGAAGAUGAAGAUGAGGACGAAGACGAAGAUGAGGACGAAGAUGAAGAUGAGGACGAGCGCAACGACCUUGAUGUCGACGACUUGCACCCCAGCGAAGAUACCAAGCAGAGACUAAGAGAAGCCAUUGAUCAUUUCCAGGAAGGCACCAAAUCCGCCAUGACGUCUGCGACGGAGACCCACGAAAGCAGUGCCGAGACGCCGUCCGAAUACGACCAUCUGUUUUCCGAGUUUGGUCUCUUUGAGUGAUCGCCGCCCCGGCCGAUGGCAGAAUACCACACGAGAGACGUGUCCAUGUAUCCAUGUAUCCAUGUGUCCAAGUGUCCAAGUGUCCAUGUGUCCAAGUGUCCAUGUGUCCAUGUGUCCGCCGGGCAAUAGAAUCGUUGCUAUUCCUGCAUCGUUUCAUGCGCCGAGAGCAUCGGUCCCAAGACCCAU
Molecule: messenger RNA, 1339 nt
Organism: Polychytrium aggregatum
Lineage: Eukaryota; Fungi; Chytridiomycota; Chytridiomycetes; Polychytriales
Product: folate-sensitive fragile site protein Fra10Ac1-domain-containing protein
Exons: 5
Coding region: 101-1153 (350 amino acids)
Biological process (GO): dephosphorylation
Molecular function (GO): phosphatase activity
Source: RefSeq, a predicted model, not a curated record